AUGAUUGAAAGUGUUAGACAAUUUGGAAAUGAUAAUAAUGAAGGAGAAGGAGGAGAAGGAAUAAUAGAAGAUAACCAAAAUAAUAUUUUAUCCCAAUUUUACCCCUCAUUUUCUUCUUCUUCAACAACAAAUUAUUCUUCUCCCUCAAUGUCCACACCAACAAAUUUAAACAAAAAGCCUUAUUUAAAAUAUAAAAUUGUUCAACUUGGGGAAGAAAAAAUAAUUGAAAUGUUGGCAGAACGUAAAGAUUCUGAAAGACUUUUUCUUUAUAAUGAACAAAUUUUUGAUGUCUUGUAUAAAAUACAUAUGGAUACUAGACAUGGACGGAGUAUGUCCAUGUACAGUAUGAUUAAAAAUAAGGUUUUUACAGAAAAAAGUUCCCUUUGA
Molecule: messenger RNA, 387 nt
Organism: Meloidogyne enterolobii
Lineage: Eukaryota; Metazoa; Nematoda; Chromadorea; Rhabditida; Meloidogynidae
Source: the annotation of a GenBank genome assembly